Molecule: messenger RNA, 1521 nt
Organism: Oryctolagus cuniculus (rabbit)
Lineage: Eukaryota; Metazoa; Chordata; Mammalia; Lagomorpha; Leporidae
Source: RefSeq, a predicted model, not a curated record
GAUGAGGGGCCAGGCCGCAGCCCCGGGGCCCGUCCGGCUGCUCCCGCUCCUCCCGCUGCCGCUGCCGCUGCUGCUGCUGCCGCUGCUCCUGGGGCGCGGGGCCGGGGCGGCCGGCGGCGUGGCCGAGGCGGGGCCAGGGCCUGAGCCGUGCGCCACCCUGGUGCAGGGCAAGUUCUUUGGCUACUUCUCGGCGGCCGCCGUGUUCCCGGCCAACGCAUCGCGCUGCUCCUGGACCCUGCGGAACCCAGACCCGAGGCGCUACACGCUGUACAUGAAGGUGGCCAAGGCCCCGGCGCCCUGCGGCGGCCCCGGCCGUGUCCGCACCUACCAGUUUGACUCCUUCCUGGAGUCCACGCGCACCUACCUGGGCGUGGAGAGCUUCGACGAGGUGCUGAGGCUGUGCGACCCCUCGGCGCCGCUGGCCUUCCUGCAGGCCGGCAAGCAGUUCCUACAAAUGCGCUGGCAGCAGCCGCCCCAGGACAUGGAGCCCCAGCCCCUCGACGGGCCGCCGGGCCCCGGCGACGACUUCUCCGUGGAGUACCUGGUCGUGGGCAACCGGAACCCCAGCCGUGCCGCCUGUCAGAUGCUGUGCCGCUGGCUGGACGCCUGCCUGGCCGGCAGCCGCAGCUCACACCCCUGCGGGAUCAUGCAGACCCCCUGUGCCUGCCUGGGCGGGGAGGCCGGCGGCGCCGCCUCGGGACCCCUGGUCCCCCGUGGGGACGUCUGCCUGAGAGACGGCGUGGCCGGGGGCCCCGAGAACUGCCUCACCAGCCUGACGCAGGAGCGGGCCGGGCACGGAGCCGCAGGCGGCUGGAAGCUGUGGUCCCUGUGGGGCGAGUGCACGCGGGACUGUGGGGGCGGCCUGCAGACACGGACGCGCACCUGCCUGCCCGCGCCGGGCGUUGAGGGCGGCGGCUGCGAGGGGGUGCUGGAAGAGGGCCGCCUGUGCAACCGCAAGGCCUGCGGGCCCGCUGGCCGCGCCAGCUCCCGGAGCCAGUCCCUGCGGUCCACGGACGCCCGGCGGCGGGAGGAGCUGGGCGACGAGCUGCAGCAGUUCGGGUUCCCUUCGCCCCAGACGGGCGACCCGGCGGCCGAGGAGUGGUCCCCGUGGAGCGUGUGCUCCAGCACCUGCGGCGAGGGCUGGCAGACCCGCACGCGCUUCUGCGUGUCGUCCUCCUACAGCACGCAGUGCAGCGGGCCCCUGCGGGAGCAGCGGCUGUGCAACAACUCGGCCGUGUGUCCAGUGCAUGGCGCCUGGGAUGAGUGGUCGCCCUGGAGCCUCUGCUCCAGCACCUGCGGCCGCGGCUUCCGGGACCGCACGCGCACCUGCAGGCCCCCCCAGUUUGGAGGCAACCCCUGUGAGGGGCCCGAGAAGCAAACCAAGUUCUGCAACAUCGCCCUGUGCCCUGUCGAUGGAAGCUGGAACGAGUGGUCCAGCUGGAGCACCUGCUCCGCCAGCUGCUCCCAGGGCCGGCAGCAGCGCACGCGCGAGUGCAAUGGGCCCUCGUACGGCGGCGCCGA